Hibiscus syriacus is the source of this 1715-nucleotide messenger RNA. Its product is annotated as G-protein coupled receptor-associated protein LMBRD2B-like. Gene Ontology annotation, cellular component: membrane. The transcript has 9 exons. The annotation marks the transcript as partial. The record is from RefSeq and is a predicted model, not a curated record. Lineage: Eukaryota; Viridiplantae; Streptophyta; Magnoliopsida; Malvales; Malvaceae.
AGGAAGAUCCUUCCUUCAAAACCUCAAGGUGGGAGGUUUGGGGAGAAUGAUAUGGACUAUGACACUGAUGAGAAAUCAAUGGUAUCUCUCAGACCCCGACUUAGGAUAGCUAGAGAGCAAUACUGUCAGUAUCAAAGUGAAUAUAUGAGCUUUGUCUUGGAAGCUCUCGAACUGGAAGACAUUGUCAAAAACUAUGAGCGCUGUGAAGCAACUGGAUGGAAAUUUGUUUCAAGCUUCAAGCCUGAACGAUCUGGAAAACUAGGGCCUUCUCUUGAUACGGUUGGGUUUGUUUGGCGUUGCCUGCUAAGAAAGCAACUACAGAGACUCUUGGCCGUGAUUCUGGGUUACAUGUCAGCUGCAAUAUUCUUAGCAGAGGCUACCAUACUGCCCAGUGGAGUUGGUUUCUCUCUCUUCUCCAUUCUCAUAAAGUCUGUGGGAGAGAACGAACUGGUUGGGCAGAUGACUUCUUUUAUCCCUCUGAUGUAUAUGUGUGUCUGCACCUAUUAUUCCUUGUUCAAAAUUGGAAUGCUAAUGUUCUACGCCUUGACACCGAGACAAACAAGCUCAGUCAGCUUGCUUAUGAUAUGCUCGAUGGUUGCACCAUAUGCUCCACCAAUUUCUUACAGCUUUCUCAAUCUUAUUUAUCUCCCUGGUAAAAGGAAAACGAUUGUCGAGAAGAGAAUGGGGAACAAAGAUGAUGCUGUCCCUUUCUUUGGUAAAGGAUUCAAUAAAAUCUAUCCCCUUAUCAUGGUUGUAUACACACUCUUACUCGUGACAAACUUCUUCGAUCGUGUUAUCAAAUAUUUUGGAAACUGGAAGAUGUUCAGAUUCCAAAAUGAAGCUGAUGGGACAGACGGAUUUGAUCCAUCGGGACUAAUAAUCUUACAUAAAGAACGGGCUAUGUUUGAAGGAGGGUAUAAAGUCUGUGAACAUGUUAUUCCACUGUCAAGGAAUUUAAAUGGCAGGCGUAUCAACAAAGAACAUGGGCAUAAGGAUAAGAGUGCUGCAGUUUCAAGAGCAAACAGUGCAGCUGAACUUGGAAAGAUGGGUAAAUUUAAACCUCUGAAAGAAGAGCUUAAACAUGAAACAAGCAGGGAAUCUAUCACCAAAAAAUCUUCAGGCAUUAGAUAACACCAGAAGAAAAAAGAAUCUAACUCAAAUUCAACCGAAAAAAAAUCCACAUCCAUUACAGUUGAUUAUGACAACUCUGAAAGUGCAAGGACAUCACCGUCGGGGGGAUUAAUGUCGAAAUGGCAAUCGAUGAAGUCUGGUCUUUUAAAUAUCAAGUCGACCUUAGAAGCCAAGAACUUCAUCCCCCUGAGCCAGACUCAAGGAACUAAAGUGCCUUCCCAUGCUUCCCCAUCUGAAUUUCUCAACGAAAUUUUCCAGAAAUUGAAAACACCAAGUCAGGGCCUUAAAGAACUUGAUGCUGGCGAUGAUGAAUUUUGAGCAUGAUUCUGAAAACUCAGAUCAUCUUUGAUAGAUUCCGGGACAAAAAGCUGAAGACUUCAUUUCUGGCUAAAGUGCGAAGGAGGUUCGUUUUCCGAGACGAACUGGAUGCAAGCCAUAAUGGUAGGGUCUUCAGAUCAUUUGCAGCAGUAUAGCAAGCAGCAUUCAGUAUUGUCCCAAAGCUUACAGAAUUUUCAUACAUUUUAGAACAUAGAGUGAAACACCGGAUGCAAGCGCGUCCCAAGGCAUAUUGUUUACUUGUAAUA